Molecule: messenger RNA, 1515 nt
Organism: Dibothriocephalus latus
Lineage: Eukaryota; Metazoa; Platyhelminthes; Cestoda; Diphyllobothriidea; Diphyllobothriidae
Source: the annotation of a GenBank genome assembly
AUGCAAGAUGACACACUGCACCUCGGUCCCAACGGAGGUCUCAUAUUUUGCAUGGAGUAUCUUUGUCAAAAUCUUGACUGGCUAGAUGAAGCCAUAGGGGACGAGGAGUCAGAUUAUAUACUGUUUGAUUGUCCCGGUCAGAUUGAACUCUAUUCCCACCUUCCUAUCAUCCCACGUCUGAUUGAACAUCUGCAAAGAAGAUGGGACUUCCAUGUUGCGAGUGUCUUCAUCCUGGAUGCGCGUUUUCUAGUCGAUGGCUCACACUUUCUGUCAGGUAUUCUCUCUGCUCUUUCGGCGAUGAUAUGUCUCGGAACACCACACGUCAAUGUGAUGUCUAAGCUGGACAUGCUGUCCGAAAGCAAGCAGCGUCUCGUCCUUGCGCGUUAUCUGGAACCUAACAUGGACGAGUUGUGUGAAUCCGAAGAUGAAGAGGAGGGGAAGGGAGACCCUAAAACCGACGAUGUUUCAGUGACUGAUACCUCGCGAAAGCCUCGCACCCGAAAAUUUGCGAAGCUGACAAGUAUGCUAGCAGGUGUAAUUGAGCAGUACAGUCUCGUUCACUUCCUGCCUCUCAAUCGUGACAAGGAGGAUACUAUAGAAGAUCUUCUUUUCCAGAUCGACCAGUGCCUGCAGUACGGAGAGGACAUUGAGCCCCGAAAUCGUUAUUUUGAUGAGGCUGAAGUUGAGUUAGCGGGUGAAAUGUCGGCUGAUGAGAGGGCACUUUUCCCUCUGGUUUUGAUUUUGUGUGGAUCUAUUUUUCUAUACCUGCUGGAGUUGGCCGUUAAGACAUGCCAGUCAGUUCUUAUGAUUCAUAACACCAGGGUUACACGGGCGCUCAUGCUAGGCAUUGAAACCAUUGCUCACGCCACUACAGGUGCUGUCUUUUGGCUAAUUUGUGUUCCCUACUCGCCGCCCCCACGACUACUUUAUAUUUUGGAGUCAAUUCUGGCCGCCUGUGUAUUUGCAGUAUCAGUGGAUCUGGACCAUUUCAUCGCCGCCGGUAGUUUUUCAAUCGAUGCUGCUCGAAAUCUGCGCGGCCGGCCGUUUCUCCACUGGUUCGGAGGACUGCUGCUCUCCGUAGUUAUUCUGCUGGGUUUAACUGGUCUCCGGAUUACGAAGUAUCUGAAUUUUGGAGGGCUGGUGGUUGACUGCCUGCAGGCGUCUGGUUGGAUCGGCAUCGUGGCAUGGACGUCUCACCAGUUGCGGGAUGCUCUUCGUCUCGGUCUUUGGCUAUGGCCACCACCUGACCCCCACGAAUGGGUUCUCACUUGUCCAUACGAAAAGGCUGUCGCCACACGCCCGCUUCCACUUCUCUUAUCUUAUCCCAUUGCUCUUCUUUGUUGUUCGUUAUUGCUCUGGAUUAAAAGGCAGCGACGUGAUCCCUUCGUGCGCAAUGCUCGUAUCAACUCUUAUCGCUGCAGAAGUGCCUUCAAGUUGUUGCAGAUCAACGAUCUCGUGCCCGGAGGUCUGAUUCAGCCUGGUGACACUGUCGUCGAUUGCGGUGCAGCUCCUGGA